GUCUGAACAUGUCCGAGGUCCGAGCGUGCGAUUCGAAGUGCGAGUGAUGGUGAAGGCAAGGCAUUACCCCCUGGUGAUAGUGAAAGUUCUCUCAAUGAUCCUUAUCUUCUUUCAGUGACAAUUUAAUUUUGUGGAACUAUUUCAACAUAGUUAAGAAGGGAACAACAAUGAGCAGGGUGGUUUAUUUUGACUUGGAAACGUCUGGUCUCUCCGAUAGAGCAGAGAUCCUUCAAAUUGGUGCUUAUGAUCCAGAUACAAAUGAUGCAUUUGAACGGUACAUUUUGCCAAAAAAAGACAUUCCCCCAGGAACUACCCAGCAUAAUGGGUUUGAGUUGAUCAAUGGGCAGCUCUAUCAAAACGGUGAUUAUCGAUCAACGGUGGGUCUCAAAUCAGCCCUCAUAGACUUCUGGGAUUAUUUGAAUGAUUUGCCUGGAGGAGCUGUAACCCUCACUGGUCACAACAUUUUUAACUUCGAUUGCCGAUAUCUUUUUAGAGGCAUAAAGUCUUGCAACCUGGUUGGUCCAUUCUCAUCUGUAAUCGAAGGCUUUUCGGAUACGUUGCCCCUUUUUAGGGAACACUUGCCCUAUUUGGCGAACCACAAACUAGGAUAUAUUCACGAAGAGAUUGUUGGCGGAGGCUUUCUUGAGCAUGAUGCUGUUUGUGAUUGCAUUGCCCUGUCCACAAUAUUUGAUGAAACGGGACUAGAAGACUAUAUUUCUGAUCAUGCCGAAUCUUUUGACGACUUGCUUCAAGAAGAUAAUGCUCGAAUCGCAACCAAACAGAGACUUAGCACCAUGACUGAAUUGAUGAAUCACGGCGUCAGUUAUAAUAUGCUGAGGAGGAUGGCUGAAGCUGGCCUUACAAUGAGCAAACUUCGCAGUAUCUGGUAUAAUGAAGGAGGGCAGUCUGGUCUAGAAGAUUACCUUUCUGAAAUAAUGGAUAAUGGUAAACCACGAGUCACAAGCCACCCAUACUCAUUGGGUAUCAUCGUAGAUGCUGUUUCACAUUUUGUUUAGUUAUGGUAUGAUUCAUAAUUUUAUUGUGAGCUUAUUCUUGGAAAAUAAGUAUCAUCCAGAAUACUUAAUACUGUCAGAAAUUUUGAUUCUUUCCCUUUAACUUUUAAGCAUCUCAUGAAUGUCAGGAAUUAUUUUUAUAAUUGUAUAUUUAAGGUGUAUGAGGAUAACACAAGGAUCUUCAAAUGUCUCACAGCUAGUGUCUGUUACUUUAGAACGAGUAAAUGUUUUUCAAGUACCUUUAGGGUUUGAAAAUGUCAUGCCUAAGCACCUAGGCAGCCUUUUUUGGGUGCUGAUAGUUUUUAUUGGGUAGAUGAUUUGGUCUUGAGCUCUCAGGAAGGACUUGUUACCACUUUCAUUUAAUUUUUCAUUUAAACCCCAUACAUAUCUUAUUAUUGUUCAAAAUUUAAGUUAGCUGGUGGAAAUGCUGCCAUCUUUAUAUUUUUACAUUAACGUUAUUUUUAAGUCAUAAAUUACACGAACACAUGGUAACAACACAUGGUAGGUACACAUGGCACAUGGUACACAUGUAGGUUACAUGUAGGUUGUUGUUCCAACAACUAAGAUCUAGAUCUUGUUUCAGAUAAGUUCACCAUUUUAUUACCCUGCUCAAAUUAGAGUAAUAGUAUCUGCUAAGACCAUAGAAAAGGUAAACUUAGCCAAAACAGGAUCUAAUAGAAUCUCUUUUUUGUUAUAGUUUGUUGUCUCCCAGAUGAAAGGACGUAACUACAUUCGCAAAUUUCGACUUGCUAAUUUUAUUUUCAUUGGGUAACUCCUGGGAAGUUUGGACUGAAAAUACCAGUGAUUUUUCUUCUAGUCACUGAGAAAAACAGCACAAUUUCAAACUGACAGUGCACAGUCGUACUUUCAAGAAAAACUGAAUGGAUUGAGUCAGUUUCUCCAAGCUUGGAAUGGAGUUAUGUUCCUUUAUCUGGAAAACGACAAAUUGUCUCUUUCUUUUAUCUCAAGAAAUCUUAAGUAGCAUUAUGCUGUAACAUUUUCAAAAAUUUGUCUAAAUUAAAAUGCUGCAAAUUUACAAGGAAUUUUGAAGAAUGCUGAUGGCUCCUAACUCUCUUGAAAUGUAUUAAAUUCUAUUAUGUAUAUGAUCCCAACUUUGUCAAAUGAAGUUAGAUCAGAUGAGCAAAUGGGUUUACUGAGACUCAUUUUCAAAUUUAACCAUAAAUUGUUCUCAUGUGUAAAAGAAAUUGCCUACAUAAUUUCAUUCCAGUUAUGUAAGCACUCUCAUUUUCUCAGAAAUAUUUUUGUCACUAUAUUUUUUAUUCCCCUUCAGGUAUUGAAACUUUUCACUGUCUUCUGUUGAUUAAGUUUCAUGGUUUGUAUUUCUAAUUUAAAGUUAAGUUUUUAUAUUCUCAUACCUUAACAUUGGACAUGAAGUGUUGAAUUGAAAUUUUCAAAGCUUCUCUCUUAACAUUGGAACUUUUCAUAGAGAUUGCAGCCUUACAGAUUAUGACCUUUCUUUAAUAUUUUUUAUUUUUGUUUGCAUUUCAAUUGAAAGAGAAUUUAUUGUUAAUUAUUUCUACAAAAAAUCGUUGAAAAUAUUUUUUAAUUUUCAUUUGACCAUUGAGCUUUGUCAUGAUGAAUUAUUUUCUGCCUUUCAUUGUCAUGAAGUAGUAGAUUCUAAUGCAUGACUCCGGGUAUUUCUUUUUCACUCUUUAUUAGAAAAAAAGAAAAAGGGAGUGGAAGGGAAAAAUUUUAUUAGUUCAUUAAAUUUUUUCCCUCUUUUCUUUUUCAAAUUUUGUUGAAUAGUUCGUUAAGAAGAUAAGUCAAUACCCACCAGUGUUUUUGUUUACCUCAAUAUAUUUACCAUUAAAAUCCAGAGGAGGUUACUCCGUCCAAGGAUUUAUGAUAAACUAUAAACCAUGCUAAUAUGGCUCCUUUCCUAGUUUAAGAUUUUUUCCAUGUUUUUAUAUUCAAUUUGUUUCUCUUCCAUUUAUAUUUUCUCUCUAUUUAAUAAAUUUAAUAUUCAUUUACAAUUAAA
Bemisia tabaci is the source of this 3012-nucleotide messenger RNA. RefSeq lists its product as uncharacterized. The record is from RefSeq and is a predicted model, not a curated record. NCBI's taxonomy places the organism in Eukaryota, Metazoa, Arthropoda, Insecta, Hemiptera, Aleyrodidae. Gene Ontology annotation, cellular component: cytoplasm. Gene Ontology annotation, molecular function: 3'-5'-DNA exonuclease activity; nucleic acid binding. Gene Ontology annotation, biological process: DNA catabolic process.